AUGAAAUGCGAUAAAGUGCGGAGAAGUACAAGGGUAGUAGCGGAGGCUACAAAAGCAAGUCUAGAAUGUGACCGUUCCACUUCUUUGAACACAAACCCUCUUUCCUCUCUCAAUCUCUACGGCGCAGCUCUGAUCCCCCGCCAUUCUGAUUCGAUUUCGAUCGCCUCCCUUUUCCUUCAGGCGUUUUCGUUGCAACCUCUUCUACUUCGCAUGAAAACUACGCCAUCAUCUUCUUCGCAGAUCUCCACCGAAUCUGCACUUCCAUCAUCCACUUCUAAUUUCUUAUCUCUAUUAACAAAAUUUCCUUUUCUUUAUCAUAACAUUCACCUUCAUCUAUCGCAGUCUCGUUUGCGAUUCAAUACUCCGUGA
Molecule: messenger RNA, 369 nt
Organism: Vicia faba (fava bean)
Lineage: Eukaryota; Viridiplantae; Streptophyta; Magnoliopsida; Fabales; Fabaceae
Source: the annotation of a GenBank genome assembly